AAAUGCCCAUUAGUUCUUCAAUUGUCUAAUUUUGUUCAAUCAGCAGUCCCAAAGAGUUUCAGUUUAUUAUCGCAGAAGACAAGGAAAACAAGGAGAGAUUCACAUUUAAGAAGCUGGAACCAGACUUUUUUGUUGUUGUUCAAAAACAGCUUGAAUGAUUAAAUAGUUGCAGAUGAACAAGUAAUCAAUUGUGAAUUGUUCUUUCAGCAGAGAAUAGACCCCAUGUAGGAAGAUCAAAUUAAACAAGUACAACUGAACAGUUCAAUUAAUUAAAAAUAACAAGAAAAGCAUUGUAAAUUUGAACAUUUUGUAUCCAAGUUAACAUUUUGUGACCUCAGUAUUGCAAAAAUCCUUGAAAUAUGAUUAAAAAUAUUCCAGCACGAUCUAAAAUAUAACUUAUUGAAAAAUCAUGUGAGAAAGUCCUAGCAUUAUUCCCCAAAGUACUAGUUGCAUAAAAUUAGACAAAACAUGAUCCCUAAGUACCUUGCACAAAGGGAGUCAUUGUUAUUGUGCAGGACGCCUCGUGACUGCACUCAUAAGGGACAUCUUGAAAUGUAAUCUCUUUAAACAAUGUGACGGUACACGUCCAACAAUCCCAUCCACUUUACUUCAAAUAUAAUAGACUAUUAUAUUACAUACGCUGAGACAGCCAUAGCAGCAAACACACCUGUACAACACAGCACUCUAGGGAACAGAAUCAGCCCUCUUGUAUAUAAUGGAUCAAAGCUUCAGAAGAGCUAGUGUGCUGCAGAGAGAUCUCAAAGUGUUGAACCAAAAGGAGGACAGGGAUCUCCAGCAUAAACUGAACAUGUUGGACAAACAGUACCGGUACACUCGCAAGAUGCUUCAGCAAAGAAGAGAGUCUCUGAUAAAUAAACAGAGAAGGGUAGUGAUGGUAAAAGUGGUGGAGCCUAAAGCUACAGUCAGCAUCGCUAUGAAAGAAAUCGAAGAACGCAAAUUUCAAACAUCUGAUGGCAGACGAUCGUACUCCAGCACAUCCCAGUAUCCCAACAAAGGACGUGAACUGGAGGAGCAGAGUCGCUCGACAUCAGCGCCGCCUCCGUCAGUCAAACCCACGAGCCCAGUGAGACGCAGAGGCUACAUCCAGAGCAGCGUGUCUCUCAUGCAGAUGAAAAACAUUGCAACUAUUGACUCAAUAUCCGAAAAGGAGCUGGCCAGGCAACAGCAGAAAACCCGAGAGGAAAUGGAGAGGCUGAGACAGUUUCAGAGGGAAACUUUACACAAGAGGGUGGCAGCGUUUAUAGAAAUGCUCAAGGACAAAGGCAACAUGGAAAUACACGUGAAACCUCCGUAAAGGAACUCAUAAUUUUGGAGUCUACUCACAA
Perca fluviatilis (European perch) is the source of this 1346-nucleotide messenger RNA. RefSeq lists its product as uncharacterized. The transcript is spliced from 2 exons. Bases 716 to 1315 code for a protein of 199 amino acids. NCBI's taxonomy places the organism in Eukaryota, Metazoa, Chordata, Actinopteri, Perciformes, Percidae. The record is from RefSeq and is a predicted model, not a curated record.